UUAAUAAGAGCUUAAAAUAAAAUCCAUCAACGAUAUUUUAGUCAAGAGUUUUUUUUGGCGGCAGAGUUUGCUCUCUCAGAUUCUCUUCUCUGCAAUACGCUCCAUCAUCUUCCCGCGUUCGCUCCUUCUUCAUCUUCCCACCGUUAAGUGAGGCAUUGCUAACCUCUAGCAAUCUACAAAAUGCUUUCUCGGGUGAAAUUCAUUCCCCGUCACCAGGUCUGCUUGAACAAGUCAAAUGAUCAUGAGAGGAAAGGGAACCGCUCUAGGAAUAUCUCCGAGUUCUAUUCAUCUAAUGAAAGUGAAAGCGACCGGGACUAUAAUACAAAACGGAAACGGAUUGUAAAAAAGCGUAAGGAAUAUAUAUCUGAAGACGACUCUAAUCUUUCCGAUGUUACUGUUUGUUCUUUGGGUCGCCGAACAAAGCGUCAAAAGUCUACUACAAAGAGUAUCAAAGCCGAACCUACCCGCAUUGCAGCCAAUUCUACAAGUGACAAGGACAUUAUAAGGAAAGAAAUGGGCUUGGAUUGGAUGCUUAAAACUAAGAUGCCUGCAGUUUUUGAAACAACUGAGAAACUGUCGGCGGAAGUUCAAGUUGAGGAGUCAAAGAAGACAAAUCCUAGGGAAUUGAAUCCUUAUCUAAAGGAUGAUGGAAGUGGUUACCCCGAAGAAAGUGAUGGAGUUGUCGUUGCUGCAUGCAAACUUCUAUCGCCUUCCCUUGUUGGAGAUGGAGGAGUAAGUUGGAGACUCAAGGCAUUAAAGCGUGCACAAGAGCAAGCAGCUCGAGAAGGACAGAACUUUCAAGAGGUUGUGGAAGAAAGGUGGGGUUGUUCUCUUGAUGAGUUGACUGCAUCUGUUGCAUCAAAAGCAGCUGCCCCAGAUCGGGCUGAUCUACGUGCUAUAAAAAGUAGACAAAGAAGGGUAACCGAAGAAAAUUCACUAGAUUAUGAAAAACCGAUCCCAAGAGAUUCUAAAAGGGUAAAUUUGAAAACAAAUCGAUUGUUGACUAUAAAAGACCGCUGUCACUUUUGCUUGGAGAAUCCAAAUCGGCACAUGCAUCCUGUUGUGUCCAUUGCAAACUUCACCUAUCUUAUACUGCCACGGUUGCAGCCCUUGGUGCCCGGUCAUUGUUGCAUUCUACCCAUUGAUCAUGAAUCAGCUACCAGAUCCGUGGAUAAUGAGACGUGGGUAGAAAUCCGAAAUUUCAAAAAAUGCCUCAUUAUGAUGUUUGCAAGGCAAGAUAAAGAAGUAGUGUUUCUCGAAACUGUAAUGGGAUUGACACAACAACGGCUCCAUUGCAUGAUUGAGUGUAUUCCUUUACCCAAGGAUAUUGCUAAAGAGGCACCUUUAUACUUUAAGAAGGCCAUUGACGAAGCAGAAGAUGAAUGGUGCCAGCACAAUGCAAAAAAGCUCAUUGACACCAGUCAAAAGGGACUGCGUAACUCCAUUCCCGAGCAUUUUUCCUAUUUUCACGUAGAAUUUGGUAUAGACCGUGGUUUUGUCCAUGUUAUUGACGAUGAAAAGAACUUCAAGAGUAGUUUUGGGUUGAACGUCCUUAGAGGGAUUCUGAAAUUGUCGGAAGAAGAUAUGUACCGACCUCCAAAGCAUGAGGCAAUAGAGAUACAAAAGCAAACUCUUGCCACCUUUUCUAAUCAGUGGCAAAAGUUUGAUUGGACACAUAAAUUGUCCUCGGUUCACUUUGAAUUCAUGCAGCAUUUCCAUCGUGAAUUGAAUAUAGCCCUGAACUGUGAUGGCUUUGGAAUGGUGCUUCAAAUGGAUUUGACUCGGCUGCGAACUAAACUUGAGUGUGAACUGGAAUGCUGAAUGCUAGCAUGGAAUUUAUUGGUAAAAAGGCAAUACGAUUGGAACCGUGUACCUGAUUUUGUAGGCUUUUGAGAUGCAUUCCAUAGGCUGAAGGUUGUCUGAACAGUAGGGUAGGUCUUUAUGCCAAAGUCGCAGGGUCGGGUAAACGGAUAGCGUUGGUCUGUACAGUUUAGAUGUUAUGUUUGAUAUUGAAUGUUGUUUCUAACAAAAGACAUGUGGUGAUGAGUAAAAUGAAACUGGAAGUGGCAAUGAAUAAAGUCAAAUAACUCACUUUUGGAGUGACAUGAACGUGAAAUGGACGAAGUAUGUACAGACCAUGAGUUCAUAUGGCAGCACGAAGCAUUUGCUAUUUGAAACAUUUUGAUAUUUGCAGCAUAGUUGGAGAGAACAUGGGAUUAUUAGAACCAGUCAAAUGAAAUUAUUUUGAAUCAAGUUGUCUGACUAUUUGAAUAUGCUUUUAGAAUAGGUGGUUCAAGGUUUAUAUUUGUAUAGAUUUCUUGUAGAAUCUGGGGUUUUAUUUGAACUUUGUAAUGGAUUGGACCAUUUUUGCUUUUUUUGUAGAA
Molecule: messenger RNA, 2384 nt
Organism: Vicia villosa (hairy vetch)
Lineage: Eukaryota; Viridiplantae; Streptophyta; Magnoliopsida; Fabales; Fabaceae
Exons: 10
Coding region: 181-1821 (546 amino acids)
Biological process (GO): mRNA splicing, via spliceosome
Cellular component (GO): post-mRNA release spliceosomal complex
Source: RefSeq, a predicted model, not a curated record